Molecule: messenger RNA, 1627 nt
Organism: Carassius gibelio (silver crucian carp)
Lineage: Eukaryota; Metazoa; Chordata; Actinopteri; Cypriniformes; Cyprinidae
Product: mitochondrial fission factor homolog B
Exons: 7
Coding region: 274-1149 (291 amino acids)
Biological process (GO): positive regulation of mitochondrial fission
Cellular component (GO): mitochondrial outer membrane; peroxisome
Source: RefSeq, a predicted model, not a curated record
GUCUGUUUAUUUCGGACCAGUGUGUUUCUGUAGAUAGAAACGUGAAAUGUCAUUAGUGUAUGAUCUUGAUUGCUGACUUGUUGGUCACUGACCGCUCACUUUGAAUAUAUUACAACCUGCAAGCAGCUGCUAACAUUAUUUGCUAGUGGUAGCAAAUAAUGUUAACAUUACUCGUCAUAUUACUUUCAGUCCGUGUGUUUGUUUUACUCACAUAACGCAGCUUAACAUUUGCUGUUGUGUCGUGCGGCCAGUCUAAUUCCUUUUACUGGCAUUAUGGUAGUUAUGGCAUCUCCAGGGUAUUUCGGUGAUGGUCCUCCAAUGCGCGAGAGUGACCCGUGCUUCACUGAAGUCAUCAGCAAGAGGAUGCGCGUGCCCGAGCGGCUGGGCGUCGGUCCAGCGGGUCACGCGCAAGAACCUGCAGACCAAAGACCCGAAGAGCUGUGUGCUGCCUACAACAUGCACAUCCCAGAUAGACUGGCCUUAACAGAUGCUCCUGAUCUGAGUCCACGACCUCUCUUCACUAAACACAAUUCCUCAAUGUGGGACCUGAAGCAUGGGUCCUGGGACAGGGAGGCGUUCAAGAGAGAGCCUGUCCAGAGUCCACUGCGAAGAAGGUCUUAUAGUGACCAGGCUUUUGGUCGAACCCCAGCUGGGACCCCCACACACCCCAGACAAGCACUGCGCUCCCAGCCUCCCCACAGUAUUGGACAUCCACCAGUCGUACAUACAGACCCCUCCCCACCAAAGCCCCCGGGGCACCCCUCCAUCCCACCCAACCUGCUGUCCCCUCAGAGCAUGCUGCAGGCUGCCAAGGAGCUGGGCCAGCAGGCGUCUCAGAAACUCCUUCAGACCAUCACCAAAAAAUACUCCUCCAGGUUUGGUUUCCCAGAAAGCCAUCCCUCUCAGGCUGUGGAGGUUCAACCUGAUCAAAGCAGGACAAGUGCCUCGCAGGAUUUCUGGCUCAGUCCUGAGGAGGACACAGGUACUGCUGUCGAGUUCAUGGUGCUCCGCAGACAGGUGGUGAAGAUGAGCAGGAGGAUAGCAGGGCUGGAGAGACAGAACACCGAGCACAAACAGACAGAGCUGGUGCUGUUGUCUCUGUUACUGUCUGCCUGUCUGAUCAACGGCUGGCUGUGGAUGCGCAGAUGACGGCUCACACUCCGUAACACUACACUAUUCAGACAGCACUACAAGAGCAGCACAGCCGGUUACUGGGAAGUGCAGAACUGCACAUAGCUUUUUUUAGUGAUUUACUUAGUAUGUUCUCUAGAAAAUUAUGGUAAGUGGAUGGUUUAGAAACCACUUCUUUUGAGGACUGUCAUCAGAAUGAGACGCGAAUGACUGAACAUCCACUCGUAUGUGUCGUGAUAUGACUUGAGGGACUCGAGCAUGUUUUUCUCCUCAUGAGUCAUUCAGUAAAGUCUCUCUAGCUCUUCUGAUCAGACUAGUUGCUAGUUGUAUUUUUUGUGCAAAUUUAGUACAUGCAAAAAUUUAUUUUCUGCAUGCUUUACAAGCAAGUUUUUAUUAAAGUAUAAAUAUGGGUGUUUAUAUUAAUAUUUAAUUUAUGCAUUUGAAUAGCCUUCAACCUGAUGAUGAAUAUUUAAAAUAAUAAAACAUUUUAUUAGUC